AAGUAUAUGAGGGGUUGUAUGAAAAUUAUUCUUUUCUCUUGCUGAACCACAAGGACAUAGAAUCAAAGUACUUGUUUUAGACAUACUGACUUCUCUUUCUUUUGUCCAUCUAGCUACGAUUUCUUGUGGAUAUAAUGGCAAAUAAUACAACAAGUUUAGGGAGUCCAUGGCCAGAAAACUUUUGGGAGGAUCUUAUCAUGUCCUUUACGGUGUCUAUGGCUAUUGGGCUUGUUAUUGGAGGAUUCAUUUGGGCUCUGUUGGUUUGCUUGUCUCGGAGACGAGCUAGUGCCCCUAUCUCACAGUGGAGUUCACAUCGGAGACCAAGGUCCUCUUACACCCAUGGCCUCAACAGAACUGGAUUUUACCGCCACAGUGGCUGUGAACGCCGAAGCAACCUCAGCCUGGCCAGUCUCACUUUCCAGCGACAAGCUUCCAUGGAACUAGCAAACUCCUUCCCACGAAAAUCAAGCUUCCGGGCUUCAACUUUCCAUCCAUUUUUGCAAAGCCCACCACUUCCGGUAGAAACUGACAGUCACCUGAUGACUCUCCCUUCUACAAGUCUCUCUUCCACCAUCAACCCUUCCCACAGUUUGAAUCGCCCAGAUUUCCACUGGUCCAGUAACAGUCUUCGACUCGGCCUUACACCGCCACCCCCACCCGCCUACGAGUCCAUCAUCAAGGCCUUCCCAGAUUCCUGAGUCCGGUGCUUAUUGCAAGGAAAUCAGAAAAUGGCUAAAAAGAUUCACGAUGGUAUAAUACAAAUAAAAGGAGCUUUCAAACUGAAAUGUAGCCAUGCAAGCUGGACAUUACUAUGUAAAAACACAUUUUUUGUUCAUUUUUUCCUUAAGUCUCUUAAGAAAGGUGAUAUUUUCCCAAUUAAUUAUAACUUUGUUCCUUGAUUUCCCUGAUUUAUAAGCAGUGAGGGACCAGGCAAAGAAAACUGAACUCUGUGAGCCAUUAUGGGAUAAUGAAACUUUGAUCUUUACACCAGCCCUGCAUACACACACACACACACACACACACACACACACACCUUUUGUGCUUAUAAGGACUUAGUUUCUUUUUACAGUCCUUAGUUAUAUUGUUAGGAAAGUAAUGUCAAUAAAUCCAAUUCACUUGAAUUGAAACAUUCUUUAACACCAAACUUAUUCCUAAGGUAUAACUUUUCAAUAAGAUUUAAAUCUAGAAAUUGGAAAAAAGCACUUUAUUUAGGGCUUAGGUCCUGCCAGUUCAAAGACAAAUAAGUAAACAUCAGAGGAGAGUUUGACCUCAAAAUAGGUGUUAAAACUUUGAAGACUUACCCUAUCUGAAUUGAUAGAUCAGACACGAUUCCUGGUUUGUUAUGAAUUCCAACUUCAUAUUAGCCUUUAUAAAAUGAUCUGACUAUGCCAUAUAGUUGGUCCUCAAUGCCAUUAUGUAAGGAGACUACUUCCAUGGGUGGCUACCCUUUUAAAGGAAGGUACUAACUAAAAUUUCAGUACUAAAUUUCAGCAACUAGUUGCCAUGUCUGUUUCUUUUCAGUUCACUGAACUAGUAACUCAUAAGUCUUUUGACUUGUUUUCUGACAGUGAAUAUUUAGUGUAUGUUGCUAUUUUUCUGAACUCUGGAAUUUUCAGUAAAUAAAUAUAUACUGUUAUUUUAGUUUCUGCAAUGCAGUGGUCACAGUGAAUAAUGUUUGAAUAUGUCUCAACAGUCUAAGACUUUUAUAUGAUAAAAUAUUCCAUACAGCAUGUUCUUUCUUAUUUUUGUCUAGCAUGUGUAUUCCAUUGUUCCUCAAGGGCAAUUAUUCUUAAACAUAUCUAUGUAUGACUGCUCUCUUAAAAUAUAUCUGGAAGAAAGGAAAGAAAAAAAAGAAAGAGAAAAAAUAGUUUACAGGAUAGCUAAUUUUUGUCAGUUCAGUUUUAGUAAAUAAAUUUAUCAGUUUUCCUAUAGUCAAGUAUGAUUUCAAGACAGUAUUAACUUAGUAAUAAAGCUUUCUUUUUCUGUUGUCAUUGCUAUGUUAUCCUGAAUGUUUAGCAUGAGAGCAAAACAAGAUAUUCGGUUUUAUUUAGAAUUUAGACUGAUACUACAAAUUUCUUACAGUUCUCAACAUGUAAAUGAGGACAUAGAGUCUUGAGUGAAUUUAAUCACCCAGAAUAAGUGUGUUUCUGUUCUCAAGUUAUAAAAUUAUUAAAAUAAGUAUCUUGUAAAUAUUGUGCAGUGUAAGAAAUCUGAAAUUAAAACAAAAAUUGAACACUA
Molecule: messenger RNA, 2238 nt
Organism: Erinaceus europaeus (western European hedgehog)
Lineage: Eukaryota; Metazoa; Chordata; Mammalia; Eulipotyphla; Erinaceidae
Gene: MYCT1
Product: MYC target 1
Exons: 2
Coding region: 135-698 (187 amino acids)
Cellular component (GO): nucleoplasm
Source: RefSeq, a predicted model, not a curated record